Striga hermonthica is the source of this 492-nucleotide messenger RNA. The record is from the annotation of a GenBank genome assembly. NCBI's taxonomy places the organism in Eukaryota, Viridiplantae, Streptophyta, Magnoliopsida, Lamiales, Orobanchaceae.
AUGGAGUUCGCGAGACCAAGCCGCAGCGACGUCCACCUGAACCGCCGUGAGGCGGAGGAAUUGGAGGCCGCCACCCGUCAGUACUUCGAUGGGGUCGCACCCAAGCGGCACACCAAGCCCCAGCGCAGCGAGUACUCGUCCGCCUAUGCUGACGCGAUCUCCUCCGACGAUGGCGUCAUACCCGAGCACGUUCAGUUCCAGCAUCUGGAGAAGGAUAAUGAGAAGUUAGUGUACAGUGGAGGUAAAGUUGAUGAGGAAUUUACUGAAACAGAAUAUUACAAGGAUCUCAACGGAGUCGACAAGCAGCAUCACACGACUGGAUCAGGGUUCAUAAGAGUGGACAGCUUAAAAGGGAAAAGCUUCAGCCUUUCAUCUGAUUCUGUUUCUGAAUGCCACCCCUCAUGCAGGGGAAACCCGGCUACAAACGAUUGGAUCCCGAAUACCACUGAGAUGGUGGAUUUCAUCACUGACAAGCCCAACAGGAGUGGUUGA